AUGAAUAUGAACCCUCAGACAGACGUUAACGUUAAUGGCACCGGCCAGUCAAAUGCACCGCCUUCGAACAUGCUAGGAGACACCAACCCCGUGAAGGCUGAGCCAACCGACGACUCACAUAUUAAUGGAACUAGAAACUCAGCAGAGAACUGGAACGAGGAGCGGCAGCUGGUAUCUGCAUUAUACACUCUGCAACAGAUGCACGGUAAAAUCAACCAACUUCGUGGCCUUGUCCCAGCACGUCUACUAGGCCCUCUAAAACCCGUGAUAACCCAGCCUCCCGGGUGCGAUAAGUAUCAGAAAUCACCCCAAGAGCUAUGCCAGGAACUAUCACAGGCAGCUCGUGACGGGAUGGCGGAGAUAGACAGCUUCAGAACCUCGUGGAACUCACCCGAGAUGAUUGAUAUCCUCGAUCAUGUGGAUGCAAGACUCAAAGAGCGAAACGGCGAAUAUCCACAUAUGAGCAACGUAUGGGAGAAUGAUUACGAGGAAGUUCUUGCAUCUCUUGACCGGGAAGAAAAGCAGAUGGAAGAAAUGAAGUUGACGCAACAAGACAAGCUCGAGAAGGAUAAACUAGAAUCGACACCUGGAGGUUGGAGAGGCAUAGUCGAAGCUUUCAAGGCGCGAAACAUACCAGGCAUCAAUCUACAAAUUUUGUCUUUCGAUGACACGGAGCGGUUUUCCGCAGAGCUACAGAGCAUAUCGAUAACUUUUUAUGUGCAGCGGACACGUGGCGCCGUAGGACACGAUUCGGAAAUGUGGCAUGUGAGCAUGGGGUUCCAGCACAGUCAACCGAAGUUAGCAUCAGAAGUUAUGGAUUGUAUCCAGUCCCGGCAGCGGAAAUGGGAUCUUCAGUAUCUACUGGAAAUGAUCGCUUCUUACACCAACAUAAAGAGAUCGCCUUGUGUUGCGUGUAGGAAAAUGAUCAACGCCAAAGCCCAACUUCCUACUGUUAGAAAACCAAAGACGGUAGCUGCACCUAAUGACAGCGCCAAAACAAUCUGGGAGGCAUUCCAUCCACUGUGUGUUUGA
Molecule: messenger RNA, 1032 nt
Organism: Arthroderma uncinatum
Lineage: Eukaryota; Fungi; Ascomycota; Eurotiomycetes; Onygenales; Arthrodermataceae
Exons: 3
Coding region: 1-1032 (343 amino acids)
Cellular component (GO): mediator complex
Source: RefSeq, a predicted model, not a curated record